CCUCGACGUCUGGUCUUUCGGCUCUUGCCUCUUGUCCCUUUCGACCGGCCUGUGCUGGUGGAUUGGCUCCUCGAUUUGUCUUGCCCCUUCCGGUACGCUCCAGGUUCUUGAUGGGUUUCCGCUAGUGCUGCGGUUGGACUGGGACACUCGGGGCCUUUCUGUUUGGUGAGCGCGCUGCCGUGGCGGUGGUCUUGUCUGCAUGCUUGCUUCCUGCGUCUGGGUUUUCUUGGAUUGCUGCGCAGCCGGGGUUUCCUCUACCUAGCGCAUGUGUUCAUGCGCGGCGAUUUGGUGGUUUGGAUGGUCUUCGUCGAGAUAUCUGUACAUUCUUGUUCUGCUGAGGCUGUCUAGGUAGGUGAUAGUAGCAGCAGAACCACAAUGGCCGCUGAGGUUGGGCAGCCAUUCAGCGGCUGGUCGUACUCGGAUUUGCCUCACAAUGACCACUACACACAGGAUGCUUCAGUGCAGCAAAUGGUACUCGAUCAUGGUUCGGUGUCAUUUGGUAGAUUUGCUGCAGAAUCCUUGUCAUGGGAAAAAAGGUCAGUGUUUGCUCAAAACAGACGUCAAGAGGAGCUAAGCAAGCUUACAGCCCCUGGUUUGGUUGCACAAAAGAAGGCAUUCUUUGAAGAAUAUUACAGUAGGGCAAGGCAUCUGAAGGCUCAGGGGGCAAUGCACCAGCCGGAAUCCACAUUGGAAGAGAGGGGCAAUGAGAACACUCUUGGCCAUAGCAGCGAAGCAAAUCAAUUGCCUGCAGUUAUUUCUGAUGAUCCAGUGGCUAGUGCUCCAAGUUUUAACUUUGAACCGUCCACUGAAGUUAGCUCAUCAGAUGAGAGGAAAUGUCAAGACGCUCACGAGCUUGGCUACUUGACAUUUAAUCCUUUGUUUUCUCAGACAACAGGCUUGCAAAGCAUUCAACAGGAGGAGAGAUCUAGCUCUGGUCAAAAGCAGUACCUUGAUCAGGAAUUCCCGUGCAUUACACACACAAGUAGCAAUCAUGGACUCAGCUGUGAAGCUCUUGAGAGAAAAGUUCUUGCACCAAGACGUGUGGCAUCAAAUAAUAAUGGUGAAAGUAAUGGUGCUGGGUCAAGGAUUGUCUUGCCAAGAGCAAGUCUACAAUCAAAAGUUGUGAAAGCUGAUUUUGAGAAGCGGGGGACAAGAAAAAAUGUAGUUAUUAUUAGUAGGUCAAUGAAGAGAUCGAAGGAACUGUCAGCUUCUGUUAUCCACAUCCCAAGGGUAGAUUUAAGAAGGAAUUCAGAAAGCAGGUCCGCUCAAGACUUGAAGGAUACAUUCCACACGAGAGUUGAGAUAAAAUUGCGUGCUUUAUCUGAUAGAAUGAAUGCCGAUAGAGCUGCAGCCUCUUUUAGGUCAGCUUCUUAUCAGCCUCCUGAUAGAGCUACGACCUCAUGUAGAUAUUCAUAUCAAAAUGCUGAUAGACUUGCAACCUCUUCUAGAUCCAGUUUGUGUCAGAACACCGAUAGAGUUUUGGCGCCCUCUAAAUUAGGUGCUCAAGUUUCUCAUAAAUCUCCUAAAGGUGUGCAACAUUCAGAUGCCAUUCCUCGUGGGGUUUUGUAUAGAAAAGGAUCAUGUGCUUCUCAUGUUGCUUAUAGCAACAGUACUGCUACUGGGAAGUCCGCUGCAAACAUCUUGGUGAUGUCCAGUUCAUCUCAAAUUAGUGCAAAAACCUCCAGUACUGCUCAGGUUACAUUAAAAAGAGCAGGACUUACCAGCCUAAACAAUGGAUUGCAGAAUAAAAGGAAGCAGUUGAGCACACCGGCAGCAUUGGAUGAAAAUAACACGAAGCGAGUAUACGUGCGCAAAUCUGCACCUCCAAGUGCAAGAAGCAGCUCUGAUAAUAUUCCCCCUACUGCGAAGGCACCUAAGAUUUCAAAUAGGACGAAUGUGGCCAAGACUGAGCUUGUGCAGAAGUCAAGAUCUGCAAGUCAUCCUGUUGGAGAAAGAAAUAUCACAACAAAUCGCUCUGCGAACUGCAACGAACAAAACAGAAAGGAAACCUUGUCGCGCCUUGGAAGUCUGGUUGGGUCCAGCAUGAGGAGUAGUCUGACAGGUGGUCCAUCACUGACUAAGAACAAGCCAAGGCAAGAGAAGCCACGAUGGCGGUGAUGCAAUCGGUGCAUCGGCUUCUCCUAGUUUGAAACCACUCUCUAGCAAUGCAAGUAGAAAGGUCGCCUUGUAGCAACACGAAGACCUUGCGGCGGUCACUGGGAAUCAAAGGGGCGUUUUCAGAGAUCGGUAUAUAUAUAUAGAGAGAGCAAGAAGACAUGCCUUGUCUUGUAGGAUAUGCCAUAGGCGCUUCCAGCGAGUCUCGCUGUACACUCCUUGUCUUGUACAUUGGUUACUGUAAUGUGAAUCUCGAGUCACGGCUGCGGCUGCGAUCUGUUAAACUGUGGUGCAAUGGCAGGAUAUUUUUGGGUCUUUGUCACCGAAAAUGCUUGUGGCAUAUUGAAUUAUGUGCAAAUUUUGAUUAUAAAAUCACGGCAGAUGUGGAGAUUGGAGAUA
Phragmites australis (common reed) is the source of this 2514-nucleotide messenger RNA. RefSeq lists its product as uncharacterized. The transcript has 10 exons. The coding region runs from base 376 to 2118 and encodes 580 amino acids. The record is from RefSeq and is a predicted model, not a curated record. Lineage: Eukaryota; Viridiplantae; Streptophyta; Magnoliopsida; Poales; Poaceae.